This is a messenger RNA of Caenorhabditis sp. 36 PRJEB53466, 1023 nucleotides long. The record is from the annotation of a GenBank genome assembly. NCBI's taxonomy places the organism in Eukaryota, Metazoa, Nematoda, Chromadorea, Rhabditida, Rhabditidae.
AUGACAGCAGCGACAAUCGAUGUCGAUAAUUUGAUGAGCCGUCUGCUCAACGUCGGAAUGUCCGGAGGACGAUUGACGACGUCGGUGAACGAGCAAGAACUGCAAUCGUGCUGCGCCAUCGCCAAGUCGGUGUUCGCCUCGCAGGCGUCGUUGCUCGAGGUGGAGCCGCCGAUCAUCGUGUGCGGAGACAUCCACGGACAGUACUCGGAUCUGCUGCGUAUCUUCGACAAGAACGGCUUCCCUCCCGAUGUGAACUUCCUGUUCCUCGGCGAUUACGUCGACCGCGGACGCCAAAACAUCGAGACGAUCUGCUUGAUGUUCUGCUUCAAGAUCAAGUGAGUGACACUUCAGUUCUAUCAAACGAAGAGACUUGUAGGUACCCGGAGAACUUCUUCAUGCUGCGCGGAAAUCACGAGUGCCCGGCCAUCAACCGUGUGUACGGCUUCUACGAAGAAUGCAACCGCCGCUACAAGUCGACUCGUCUCUGGUCCACCUUCCAGGACACGUUCAACUGGAUGCCGCUCUGCGGACUCAUCGGAGCCCGCAUCCUUUGCAUGCACGGAGGCCUCUCCCCGCACCUCCAAUCGCUCGAUCAGCUCCGUCAGCUGCCACGUCCUCAGGAUCCUCCAAACCCGUCCAUCGGAAUCGAUCUUCUGUGGGCCGAUCCGGAUCAGUGGGUGAAGGGAUGGCAGGCGAACACUCGCGGAGUGUCGUACGUCUUCGGACAGGACGUCGUCACCGACAUCUGCCAGAAGCUCGACCUCGACCUCGUCGCUCGUGCUCAUCAGGUCGUCCAGGACGGAUACGAAUUCUUCGCCUCGAAAAAGAUGGUCACCAUCUUCUCGGCACCUCAUUACUGCGGACAGUUUGACAACUCUGCCGCUACUAUGAAGGUAGCGCAAGCAAUAGUUUCACAUUUUCUGCACGGAAUAUUUUCAGGUCGACGAGAACAUGGUGUGCACUUUCGUCAUGUACAAGCCGACGCCAAAGGCUCUCCGCCAGCAACAGUCGGCCAGAGGAUAA